AUGUCUUACUCUCACAAUCAUCUCGGGGGCUCGGUCCCGACGCACCAGCGUUUCCCAACGAGCCACAGCGGCAUCUCUCUAACCGUCGUUCAAGGGCCAACCAACGCAAAGGUAGCCACCGGAAAAGAAAAGGACCGCAAACCGAUCGAUCCGCCUCCCAUUGUCAGGCUCAUUGUUGAACCAAGAAACUUUGACCGCAGCUUCUAUGGCAACCCCGACAACUGCCUCUUUAAUCCCUUCUGGAUUAUGUACGUCCACUUGAUCAACGCCGACCAAGACAGCAAGCAAGACCCCGAGGUGACUAAAAAAGCACUAGUCGGCACGACUUGUUCCUCCUUACACAAGUUCAAGGACCCCAAUAGUCACGAUGCCGGCUACUUUGUGUUUGGGGAUCUCUCGGUCAAGUACGAGGGAUGCUUCAAGCUGAAGUUUACCCUGUACGAGAUGCGAAGAUCAGAAGUCGUUAUGUGCACGACUGCUACUUCGUCAGCUUUCCAAGUGCACACCCAAAGAACAUUUCCAGGAAUGGCCGAGUCAACCUACCUGACCCGCCAUCUCAGCGACCAAGGAUGCCGGCUGCGUCUUCGAAAGGAUUCACGCCAGGCCACAAACCGGAAGCGCCAACUCACGAUCAGCCUAGAGGCGGAGCGUGCCCGCACGACCGGCCCAUCGCCCAAGCGGCAUCGUGCAGAUGGCCCUGGCGAAGUGCUUCACGACGGGAUCCAGACCCACACAGCUUUGCAGACCAGCUCGGCAGGCAGCGGCGGAUACGUGGGAGGAUUCCCUCAGCACCAGUACCAAAGCCCGUACCAGAGCUCCAGGCAGCUCAGCAGCAGCAGACAAAUGAGCGGAAACAGACUGGCUCCUCCGGCCAUGUCCGUGACGCCCAACUACACGACGGCACCGCUCCUUUCCAGCUAUACGACAGCGCCCAUCGCACCAAACUUCACGACGGCUUCUAUGGGGGCGACCCUGCCGGCGACGUCCAUGGGGACACAGUCAAUAGGGCAAUGGCCAGCCACACCGUCGUCCGGUCUGUCAGCCGCUGCUUCGUUGCCCUCGGCUUCGCCCACUCAGAGUCCUCCUGAUAUGGUUCACCCCAACUCUUAUUACCGCCUCAACUCGUCUCUUAUUUUUACUGGGGAUAUUUCGACGUACGAGGGUGAAGACGCACUGCCUGACGAAAUAUUUGCCAGAGACUACCCGAAAGAUAGUUUCUGGGCCAUGACGGAAGAGCGUAGAAGGGCCGGCCACGGGACGGGCAAUAUUGGCGCCUAG
Molecule: messenger RNA, 1278 nt
Organism: Colletotrichum graminicola M1.001
Lineage: Eukaryota; Fungi; Ascomycota; Sordariomycetes; Glomerellales; Glomerellaceae
Exons: 4
Coding region: 1-1278 (425 amino acids)
Source: RefSeq, a predicted model, not a curated record